Messenger RNA from Rotaria socialis, 324 nucleotides. The record is from the annotation of a GenBank genome assembly. NCBI's taxonomy places the organism in Eukaryota, Metazoa, Rotifera, Eurotatoria, Philodinida, Philodinidae.
AUGAGAUAUAAAAAUACAGCACCUCGAUCACCACCGUCUACUGUUGAUUUUUAUUUCAGUGAUAUUACUGCUAAUACAACACCAAUCGUAGAUGGUGACUCUGCAAAACAAAAUGAAAUAAUUGUUCAACAGAUUUUAUUUACUCAAUGUCAUCGAGAUCUUGAACAAGAUUCAAACAAAGGAAUUGAAGUACUUGAAUCAGCUGAAUAUGAAUGGAAAUCAGAAACUAAACGUGGUCAACAACAAAGAGAUGAUUUAUUUUCCUCUCCAAUAAAUUUAAUUCUAUCAUUAUUUUCAUGUUUAGAUAAAAUUAGAUAUUGGUGA